AGAAGCAGGCUCCAUGCAGGAGCCCGAUGUGGGACUUGAUCCCAGGACUCCAGGAUCACGCCCUGGGCCAAAGGCAGACACUCAACCGCUGAGCCACCCAGGCGUCCCUCUCUUGCUCUUUUGUCCUGGUCUCUAAGUCCAUUUCUUUUCCCCCCACCUGACUAGAAAGUGAAAGUGUGAGCUGAGUAUUAUAGUGUCCUGGCCCCAAACUCCUAAAGAGAAAAACCAACCUCAAAGGCUCCUUCCUUGAAGGGUGCACAGCACUUUUAAAAAUAUUUUAUUUAUUUAUUUAUUUAUUUAUUUAUUUAUUUAUUUAUUUAUUUAUUUAGAGAGCACAUGGGCCAGGGGAGGGACAGAGGGGGAAGGAGAGAGAGAAUCUCAAGCAGACUCUACACUGAGUGUAGAGCCUGUGUAGGGCUCUAUUUCACAACCUUGAGAUCAUGACCUGAGCCAGAAUCAAGAGUUGGACACUUAAUCGACUGUAAUCGACUGAGCUACCCACAUACCUCUCUCUCUCUCUCUCUCUCUUGUUUUUUAAGUAAUCUCUAUGCCCAACACGGGGCUUGGACUCACAACCCUGAGACCAAGAGUUGCAUGCUUUACUCACUAAGCCAGCCAGGCGCUCUUCAUAGCAGUCUAUUCUGACUGCAUUAUAGCACCAACUUUUCUUCACCUCCUGGGAACUCUUUCAGGGCCGACGCAGAGCCUUAUUUGUCUUUGUAUGCCCAAUACCCCCCCAUAGGAGACACAAGGGGGACCCAGCUGUGCUCCUUCCACUCAAGCCUCCUUUCCUUUGAGGUUACCCUGGCCCUCACUCCACUCCACCUGCUUGGAGGAUGACAGACAGGAGACUCCUUGGGUGACGCUCAGGUGGGUCACGAGCAGCGUCUUCCCAGCAGUGGAGAUUCACUGGCCUCGUCCUUUCUCCUGUCAGCAGUCCUCUGUAGAGGAGGAGUCUGCUCCUCAGAGCCAGUCCCGAAGCCUGACUUGGGGGUAGCGAGGAGUGAAGCCAUAGAUCAUGUGCCUUCCUCGCAGGUUCUGGCUGCAGCCCAACUUCCCCUUAGCGUCUCUUCUCCCUCACCUGGCUUCAGCCCCCAGGUCUCUGCCUUCCUCCUUCCAGCCAUCACGCAGCCCCAGGGAUGGCUCUGCAGGACGUAUGCAAGUGGCAGGCCCCCGACACCCAGGGACUAUCGCCGCACCUGCCUCCAGCCGGUGGCUGGUCCGUGCCCCGGGGCUGUGACCCUCAGACCUUCCUGCGGCUCCACGGCCCCAGGCUGGCCCACGGCACCACCACGUUGGCCUUCCGCUUCCGGCACGGAGUCAUCGCUGCCGCGGACACGCGGUCCUCCUGUGGCAACUACGUGGCGUGUCCGGCCUCACGAAAGAUCAUCCCCGUGCACCGGCACCUGCUGGGCACCACCUCCGGCACCUCGGCCGACUGCGCCGCCUGGUACCGCGUGCUGCGGCGCGAGCUGCGGCUGCGGGCGCUGAGGGAGGGCCGGCUGCCCAGCGUGGCGGGCGCCGCCCGGCUCCUGUCCGCCAUGAUGUCUUGCUACCGGGGGCUGGAUCUGUGCGUGGCCACGGCCCUGUGCGGCUGGGACCGCUCCGGGCCUGCGCUCUUCUACGUGUACAGCGACGGCACCCGCCUGCCGGGGAACGUCUUCUCGGUGGGCUCGGGCUCUCCGUACGCCUACGGCGUGCUGGACCGCGGCUACCGCUACGACCUGAGCCCCGAGGAGGCCUACGCCCUGGCCCGCCGCGCCGUGGCCCACGCCGCCCACCGCGAUGCCUACUCCGGGGGUUCCGUAGACCUUUUCCACGUGCGGGAGGACGGAUGGGAGUGUGUGUCACGCGACGAUGCCUGCGUGCUGUACUCGGACCCGCAGAGGCUUCCGGAGCCCGGGGAGGAGGCGGAAGAGGAGGCCCGCCCUGAGCCCGCCGCCCUGCAGAGACUCCAGGAUGCCCGCGGGGACUGAGAUGCUGGGAGAAGCGGGAGAAGCGGCAGGACCUGGGGGUGGGGGCUGGGCACCGGGGCAGCCGCCUCACAGCACCGGCUCCGGCUGUCCCCAGCUGCGUCCCAAGCCCCCGUCCCCGUCCCUUUCUGCCUCCCAGCGCUGUGGACAGCUUGGUCCAGCAUGUUCCUCCGGGUGCCGAGCCUCCUCCCCACCGCCACGUUCCCGCCUCAGCAGACCCUCCCCACCGGCCCGCGGCACACCGCACACCGCACACGGGGCUAAUGCGAGACCCUCCUCACCACCUUCUGUGCUUCCCAUUCCCAUUCCCGUGCUCACCUAUGCUGGUCUUUGUCACUUUGUCGCUUUGGUCAGGGUGGUUGGGAGUGGAAGAAGGUGGGGCGGGGGCCCAGGCUCUAGUGGGGACUGG
Molecule: messenger RNA, 2382 nt
Organism: Nyctereutes procyonoides (raccoon dog)
Lineage: Eukaryota; Metazoa; Chordata; Mammalia; Carnivora; Canidae
Gene: PSMB11
Product: proteasome subunit beta 11
Exons: 1
Coding region: 1140-1976 (278 amino acids)
Cellular component (GO): proteasome core complex
Molecular function (GO): threonine-type endopeptidase activity
Source: RefSeq, a predicted model, not a curated record